Molecule: messenger RNA, 1119 nt
Organism: Plasmopara halstedii
Lineage: Eukaryota; Oomycota; Peronosporomycetes; Peronosporales; Peronosporaceae
Exons: 8
Coding region: 1-1119 (372 amino acids)
Source: RefSeq, a predicted model, not a curated record
AUGAAACUGUCAAUCAGACGUCGAUUUAGUCGAAGAAGCGCUUCAAGUCGUUGUUGCCCUCAUGUAUACCUGGAGUGGUACUCUUGUGCACUUGGUGUGGCUCAUGACAAUCGCUAUACCAUUUUGAUUCCCACAGCACAAACAAGUUUAGGCAAUUUAGCCGAGAACGUACGGCUACGUGGUAUCUCCGCGUGUCCGUAUUGUCAUCAAGGUUUUGGAAGCGCUUCAUUAUCAAUUCAUGUAGGACGAUGUCGUGCGCGGCUACCUCCAAGUUAUGAAGAAGCACAAGCAGAAGAAGAGCAAAAACGUGUUAAUCAAAAGAAGAAACCUGUGAUUCACUCCCUCGUCGAUCUAUGCCUUCGCUUGGUGGCGAAACAUUUCAAGUCUAUUUGCAUGGACAGAAUUUCAGCAUUUCCUGAAGCAGAAGCGGCCUUGAUCUCAUCCUUGCCAAGUAACUUGGUGCAUCGUAUGGUGGUGAAUCUGGUUAAAGAUAAUAAACGAGUUGAGAUACAAAAUCAAGAGAAUCGAGCGACAAUUAAGAAACUCAAAAGUGCGUUACAGGAAGCAAAUCAAUCUUUAAAUCAGCUUGAAUCAGCACGGAGAUUGGCGGCAAAUAGUCGCACGAAGAUAGCGGAGCAAAAUAAUGGUUUUCAUAGGCUGCAGCUUGAGCUGAAGUCCGCGAAAGAUAAAGAGUCAAUUGCUGAAAGAAAUAACCAGCGAUUACAAACAGAAGUCACAAGCGCAAAGAAGAAGUUGCUGUGUUACGAUGCCAAGGUUAACAAACUGAAGUCUGACAAAGUUGAACUGGAAAAGGCUUUGAUCGAAUCUCAAAGACGCGAAAUGGAGACGACAAAGCAAUUGGCUUUAGCACGAAAGGCAAAUAUUGGAGUUAAUAGCUCACGACACAGAUGUGGUAGAUCUAAAUAUCGUCAGAGCACAGCUCAGCUGUCGACUUCAACGUGUCGCUCUUCUGAAAAAAAUAUCAAUACCAGUACUCUCGAUUUAUGUAAAUCCAGUUCACACGCACAACAGAUUACAAAAACAAACAUUUCUUUCCCGUCAUCCAUUUGUCCUCCAGCUCAGCAACAUCAAAACCAAGACGAAGAAUUACUCGAUUAA